AUGUCACUGAGACCUCGCAUUGUGAAUUUUGACGAAACAUGGGCUAAGAUCCUGGAAACAUUGCAAUCUGUAGUGACACUGAAGAAGAUUGCCCGAGCAGUGUGGAACGACAGAUUCUCGUAUCCUUGUACUUUCUUGCCUUUUCGAUAUCUUAUGUAUCGUUGACGCCCGUAAUAAGGGGUGCACACGCUGAUUUAGCGUUAGAGUUUCAUCAGGAGAAAACGUUUCUAAGCUAUGGAGAAACCAUGAAGUUUCACAAGUGUUGCAAGUUGGUUUGAAUAACACGUACUGAUUUAAAACUGAUCAUAAUUAGCUUAGUAUCUUUACGUACCGGAAUUUGUUGUUGUAAAAAGGAACUGCUGACCAUGGUUAAAAAUUUCAUUACCAAUCUCAACUGGAGAAUGUUUUCAUUAUGGAGAAAUAUUAGAAAGCAAAAUUGCUGAUUAAUACAUGUAUCAGUUUUCAUCAUUCUCAUGCAGUAUUUGGGUUUUAAGGGUACCUUAUUUUAUUAACCCGGAAAAAAGAUAACUAUAAUUUGUGAUGAAUUUGCCUUUUGUAACGUUAUUUAUGUGAAUUGAUUGCAUUAAGUUUUUCAUUUAUUUUUUGAUGAUGGAGGUGACGUGUUUGGGUUAGGGUUGACAUGUACAAGCAAGAAUUUAUGAAGACCGCAGAAAAAGCAAUAUAAAAUCAGAGGAGUUUCAAAGGUUGAGAGAGAUUUAUAUGGCAGGCCAUGCCACAACAUUCCCCCGUCAUACAAAUGUCUGUAAAAUUUUUGUGACUCUAUCUUAACUCAUUUCCGACAUUAUAUUGCCCUCAAAUGAUGCAAGGUAUCUAAUGUUAAGGUACUCUUUUAACUACUUCCUGGAUGCUGACUACCGGUAAUUGAUCCUGAUGUUAAAAGUUGAAAAAAAAAACAUCAGUAAGGGUCUAUUGUUUGAAUUUACAUCUUAUUAUAGACUUAACUGAUUUAUAUUUGAAAGUGUGUGUUUUAAUUUUUUUAGAACAUAACUGAAGGUUCACAGGGAUUCAAAGCCAAAUUCAGAUAUAGAAAUCAGAAAUAAGAAAUCAGAAGUCAGAAAUCAGAUUUUAGAAAUCAGAAAACAGUACUUAAAGAGAGAACCUGGGUGGAUGUUCUGAUACCCGGUUUCUGAGUUUAGAGUUCUUAUUCUGAUCUCUGAUUUCUACAAUCUAAUUUUUCAUUUUGAUUUCAGUUUCUUGAUAUCUACACUGGACUUGUAAUUUUUAACAUCUGAUUCUAAUUUCUUUUUCUUCAAAAAUCAGAAAUCAAUUGUCUUCAAUUAGUCAGAUUAGUGUUCUUAUCCCUGAAAUUUAGAAAAAAGGGCUUCCCAAUUGUGGCUAUUGUCUCCAUUUAGUGAAGGCAUUGUCCAUGUACGGUGUGUAGGUUCUAAGUCUGUAAGUAGGUAAAGUUUCAUAGAAAACCCAAUAACCCAACUAUUAUUAUUAUUAUAUAUGUUGUUGCUGCAUUUUCCUUAACAUUUUGAAAGUGAUGUUUAUGCUCUGUGUGUGGCAUUUCCAGAAGCUUUAGGUGAAAAACUUUACGCUGAAGUGAAGAACUUCUUGGAAAACCAUGUUCAAAGUCUGUAUGAGGUAGAUAUGAAACGGUACAAUACAUAUAUAUUUAUUUAUUCUAGGCCAAAAGUGAAGCUCUCGUAGGAGACUGUUGUAAUAUUGGUUUUAAUUAUGCGGAACAAACUAAUUUGAACAGGACAGGGGAAGGCAAUCCUUUUUCUGUUUAUUUGCCAAGUGAGUAGUCAAGAUAGUUGAAUGUUACCUGGUUCAUUUUGUUUUUCAUCUUAUAUUGACCAAGAGAAUGAAUAAUCGUAAAAAUAGGUGAGGCUGACCAAUAUUGAGCCAUCCUGAAAGAACACUGCUUUUAUCCUAGUUACCAAAAGAAAACUUUUCACCCUGAGCAAAUUGGGAAAUCUCAAUCGGGCAAGCUAGGCCUAUUUUGUUUGCUCAAGUAGUCAACGAGACACAGGACUGGCUUCAUCUUGCCUACUCCUUAUUAUACUCCUAAUCAUAACUAUAACAAAAUUCUUAAAUCUGAUUGGCUAUCAACUGCCCUGAUUUCAGCCUUAAUAGGACGGUUAAAUAGGACAGUACGUGUCAUGCCUAAGUAAUUGGACAGUACGCGCCAUCACACGCGCUCUUAAAUGGCUUUUUUUUUUUGUCACUGCUAGCAAAAAAAAUCUCGGAAUUUCUUGUGUUUUGAUUAAAAAAGGAGCCUCUUAUAUCACAAAUUUUGUUAAAGUUAUAAUUAAUUGGUAACAGAACUUCGCGUCGUCCAAUUCGGUCUGUAAUCAUAGUCGUGAUUAAACAAAUCGGACUCCUGCUACGCGGUCGUCCAAUUUUGUUAAUCACUUUUAUGAUUACAGACCGAAUUGGACUCCACUCAGUCCUGUUACCAUUGCUUAGUACCCUAAGGUCCAAAAGUCAGGGUCCCUAUAUGCAGGUGCUUACAUUGUAGAAUAAGAAAGAAAAAUACUCAGAAGCUUUUUUAUCCGUGCAGGCUAUCAGUGUCCCUGAUGUGGACAUACUGCGACUUUACCACAGUCACUGGAUGCAAUUCAGUAAAGGUUCCUUUUAUAUGAACCUGUUAUUUGGGUGAGUUACAUGUAGUAAAUAGGUUGUUAUGAGGUAUCAUGAGGAAAAUGAUUGCCAAAUAACAAUUUGCUGUACCUUUUAAAAAGCUAAACCCUUCCAAGGCUGUACUCUAAUGGCGCCCAGUCGCCUGAGGAGACUAACAUUUAGGUUCGGGUGAGUGAAAAAAAUUCACAGUCGCCUGGCCAGGUACUCUGGCUUUUAGUACAGUGUUCAGUUAAGCAGGCUGGAAAAUUUAACAUACUGGUGUUGGCUUGUUGUUAAACUCCACAGAAUUUUUUUUUUUUGUACGAAACAAACAGGCAUGUGUCAAUGUUCAAAGGUCGUUCUGAAUGAUUUCACAUGUAGUUAACAUACCGUAAAAUUCCGAAAAUAAGCCCCGGGGCUUAUAUUUUUCAAAGGCCCUUUUGGAGGGGCUUAUUUUUGGAGGGGCUUAUAUUCGGAGGGGCUUAUCUACGGAGAGAAAUUUGCGUUUCAAACUCGAUAGAGCUAGCCUUAUAGUUGGAAGUAAAUUUACCAUUUUUUCUUUGUUCUACUUUGUAUUUGAGGGCAAUUUUCCAAGUACAAGCCCCUGGGGGGCUUAUAUUUGGAGGAGCGAUUUAACAGAGGGUUUUUUCCGUUAACGGUUUGGGGAGCUUAUAUUUGGAGGGGCUUAUACAUGGGGGGGGCUUAUUUUCGGAAUUUUACGGUAAUCCAUCACUUUGUGCAUGACAAGCGGCAUGGAUUUCAAUUUUACCUUUGAGAUAGAAUGGUUUCAACUUGGAGAGUUUUUUUUAUAUUAAAAUAUAUCUAUUUUGAAACUCUGUUAAACAGUGAAAACCAGUGUGGAUCCACACCUGCCUUGUGACAUACAAUAGCCCCUUUAAUUGCUGUGAAGUAAGAAAACUUAACAGCUAACUUAUAGACCGUUCACAUAAGUUGAUCCUGAGACCAAUUAAAAGUAAAAUUUAUUUAUUUAUCUACAGCUAUAACUAUGACUUUUUGGAAAUGGAAAGCCAACCUAAUCUGGUUUUUUGUGUGAGUGUUAUUUCGAAACAAAGUUUACCAUCCACUGCUUUGUGUUCUGCAGAUAUCUAAAUACUCAUCUUAAAAAGCAGAAACAGGAUUAUGGAGAAAUCUCUCCCUACAGUAUCUCAGUCUGUCCUGAUGCAAUGGAAGAAGUCAUGGAUGUUGGAGCAGUAAGUUAAUACUAAUUAUUAUAUAAUACAAUCUGAGUGUAUUAAAGAUCUAGACUUGUAAAGCGUAUCCAUGGACACAAGAUUAUGAGCCAACCGACUGUAGUUUGAAGUUAUGUUUAUAUGACAAUCAUAUAUGAGAAGUGUGGGGUGAAGAAUUAUAUGAAAGAAGAUCAUCGCAAUUAUAGACACAACUUUUGCAGUAGCGAAAAGAAAGCCUGAAAAAAAUUCAGGCUUGUAUGGGAUUUGAACCCUUGACCUCUUUGUUACUGGUGCAGUGCUCUUACCUAUUCGGCUAGGAUGAUGAUGAAGUUGUGAAUAUCUGACAAUCAUAUAUAAGAACUGUGAUGAUCUUCUUUCACAUAAUUCUUCACCCCGCAGUUUCAUAUAAGGAUUGUAUUUUCUUUUACAAUGGCACUAAAAUUAUAAAAGUGACAGUGCCAUUUCAUUGAAGGCUUUGGUUUCAACAGUGUAUAAGCUUGCAGAUUCUCAUCAAACAGGCUUCCUAUCUUUAAAAAAAUUGUAAAAACAACACAGGGUUCUCAAUAGAAGGCGGCACCCGGCGAUUGAUCGCCGCUUACUUUGUGUUUAAGUCGCUUUUCUUUGCUUUGUUUUGACACCUCUGACUUUGCUGAAGAGCCUCCUACUUUAUCAGUGAUGACCUCCUACUUAAAAAUCUAUUGAGAACCCUGAUAACAGCACUAUUUCAUUGAAGAAACUUUGUUUUUCAUACAUUUACUCAAAAUAAUAAUGAAAAAAUAGAAAGCUACUACAGGUAAGUGUAGCUUGUUGCAGAGGCUCUGUUUAGUCAAUCUGGGGAACACUUUGUACUUAGUCGCAGGCAAAUUUACAUGUAACCUUUUACAAAUUGAGCCGAGCUUGAGUAAAAUUAAUUUUAAUCUAAUUUAAAUUAAUGGGUUGAAUAUUGUGUUUAAAUCAUCAGCUUGCACUGGACAUUUGGAAACGAAAGAUGAUAGAGCCUUUGAAAACGAUGCUGGUGGAGCAUGUGCUUAUUGAAGUGAAAAAGUAAAAUAUUUGAUAUAAAUAUUUAAACUUAUUCCUCAGUUUUCCUUACAUGUAAAAUGGUGAUUGCUUAUGGUGAUUAUUCAAAAAUAGAUGAAACUAGAAUUGUGUUUGUGGGUGCACUGUUUGCAAAUUACAGUGUUACCAAUUUUAAAAGCAUUUUUCUGUCAUACAUUGUAUACAGUUCAUGUUUUUGUUUGGUUCCAUGCUCAGAGAGUUCCAUAACAUUUCUCUGGGAUAUUAUGAGUGCAAUUAUCUUCUUAUUUUGUUCUUAAAAGGAAUCAUGAUAACCCUGAACAUUUUUUACAGGCUCUCGUGUUGAUUACCCCAUAAUAAACUGACUCGUACCCCAACCCCUCUCUUGAUUUGAAACUAGGCAAUGCUGAUAGGAACUGGGGGAAAUGCCCGUCCCCCAGUCCGGCCGCGCCCUCAGUGACAGUCGUGUAUAUUGUGUGAAUGAGUUCUUACAUGUACCCUCUAAGGGCCUGUUUAUAAGAUGAGGUGAGUCAGCCUGCCUAGCCAGGCUGACCCGUUUUAUCAGUCCAGCUCGACUCAUUCCUUGUUCUCGUAAAAUUUUUGUUGUGUUUAUAUGAGAAGGUGGAAUGGCCCAGCAUGCUGAGAUAAUUUCUGAUUGCUCAACCCUGGCUGCCUCACCUUAUAAACAGGUUGUAACAAGUUUGUAGCAGAAAUGUAGUAAAAGGGGGACAUAUGACAUUCUUGAAGACGCUCUUCAUUUCUGUCCUCUUGGAAAUUUCUACAGCUGUAAAUGUACUUACAUAAUAACUAAUUAAAUGAAAUUUAUCCUGCCAGGGAUAGAGAUGGAGAAGACACUCACCAAAAUAUCAUUCAUGACACAGUUCUAUCCUUUGGUAAGCCUUCCAAACACUUGACUGUAUGGUUCAUGUAUUAGAAUAAUGAUGAUAACAAGCUUUUUUAAUAAUAUUUAAAUAGUGAAAAUUAGUUGGCAAAUUAAGUAAUAAAAGAAUAGUUAUGUAAACAUUAUGUCUAGUCUUAUAGCAUUCUGUAGACUUCCCCUAGGCACUCAAUGUCUUUGUUAAUUUGUUUGUUUGACUCCUUAAAUACUGUAUUAAAGUUUUGCUGCCUUUAUGCAUGUACCUGGUAUAUUUCGUUAGUUUCUUUGUAAACAAAAUCUCUGGUAGCCAUUAUAAUUUUUGUGUAAUAUCUUAUAAUUCUUACUGUUUUUUGUUUCAGUGGAAGUUCAACAGUAUCAAGUAAAAGGAGCUCUCCAUGUAAGUUUAAUUUUAGUUUUCCUUAUUUUAUAACAGUCACAUGUAGGGCCAGUUGUAUAAAACUUUAUAAUUAUGAGAAAAAGAGUUUGUCUGUUGCUUUGUCUGAUAUUUAGCAAUUAUCAGAUGAAAAUUAUUAGGCCACUGGGCUUAAGCUACGUGUUAACUGACGCAAGAAUUCCCGACAUUGUUGCAUAAAAAACGUUUGGAGUUGUUGCCUCGAUGUUGGCAGUGGUGUGCAAGCAGAUGCAACAACUCCCAGCAAUGUUAGAACCUGGAGCACACAUCAUCGUGGAAAGGAUACAACCCGUAAGACUUUGUAAACUCAAAGGAGACCAUGUGUGAUGUGCGUGCAUGGCCCCAACAAUGUUGGAAGAGCUGUGCAAACUGAUCCAACAUUGAGCAUUGUGCUAUGCGUGGGUGAUCAUGGAACAAGAGAAAAAUGAUGGGAGUUGUUGACUGAAAAGUUUGAGCAGCUUCAAAGUUUGUGCAACAUGCAACGCACGCAGCAUGUAACAUCCAACAAUGUUGGGAGUUGUUGGCCAAAUAUGUUGUUUGCGAAUGUUAAAUUAAAUUCAUUACUAUCCGAAAUGUGUUGUCUCUGUGAGUUCUAUCAGUCAAAGCGCAUGGUACAAAAAGAAUGUACUCCAACCAUGAACACUUUUUGUUAAAAAAAUUGGUUUAAAAAAUUCCAAAUGUUCCCACCAUAAAAGUGUCCUCACUAAGCUUCUUUCUGUUUUUAGCUCUAUGAGGAAGUGUUAGAGAAACCGCUUUUGGAGGAAACCAAAUCAUAUUACAGAAGGGAAGCAGCAGAACUUCAUGCAGAUAACACCUGCCAUUUGUUUAUUACAAAGGUGUUGUAUUCUUCGUUUUAAGUUAUUUUUUGUUGGCAUUGACUUUACAGUAAACUUUGAAUAUUGUGAAUUUCUUACAUUUGAAACCAUGGAAUCGAAUGAAUACAUUAAAGCAAAGAAGAUCAUUGAAGUUGAAGAAGUAACUUAUGCAGUUGAAAGCCUGAAAUAAUUCAGGCUUGCCAGGAUUUGAACCCUGAACUCUGUGAUACCCGUGGAGCACUCUAACCAAUUGAGCUACUGUAGCAAGCCAACUGGGAGCUUGUCAUUAAAUUGGUUUGUACAUGUAAUUUACUGUCGGUUGCAUCUAAGCGUGUACACGUCAGGAAAAAAAGAUGUUCUAACUGGAUGCAAACAUUACAUGUUUUCCCCAAUCAUUUGAAGUUUAGAAUAGGUGACUUUUGUCGACUUGAUUUGUUUUCGGUCAACAAAAUAUUGAAUUUCUGUUCUCAAAAUUUUAAUUCACGUUAGGAAUAAUGUUUUGUGUUUGGUUUCGGAUGAAACACUGCUUAGUAUUUGCAUCCUUAAUUUCUCCUUCAAAAAUGAUUUUGUUUGUUGUUUCAUCACCAGAUGAAAAUAUGCCUGAAAGUUGAGAAAAAUGAAAUAUGAACGGAACACGCUGAUCAAAAACAUAAUAUAAACAAAUUAACGGCUGUCAAACUUCAAAUGUUUGGCGGCAAAACACAUCAUGUCUGAUACCCUAUCAGAACAUGCUUUUUGUCUUAUGUUCACACUUAUUAGAUGCAACUGGUGGUAUACCUGGGACAGAUGAUGGUGUAAUAAUGAAUUUAUGAAUUUCAUAUUAUCAGAACCACAGAAUGACUUUAUUUAAACUUCUGGUUAGUUGUAAUUGCAUGUCCUUACCUAUUAUAACCAGGUUGAUACACGGAUCCAAGAUGAGGACCUAAGAUGCACAAAGUUUUUUCAUCCUGUGUCAUACAGUCGUGUCAUCAGAGAGUGUGAAGCUCGCAUGGUAGAGGACUACAUACCAUACUUACAAGGAGAAUGCCGACAGAUGGUCAAGGAUGAAAACAGACCUGGUAAAUACGGUGUAUAUUAUAUUCAACAUUUUUGUUCACAUAGAAACUGUGAUGGUCAAUCUGGGUACUCUUUAUUUAACACUUGAAAUAAUAUAAUUUUAUCAAUAUUAAAUUUACAUUAAAAGCAUAAUUGGAUUAUUUUAUUAUGUCUGUGAUUAACAGAACACUUUAGAAGGAAUUUACUUUGAUUAGAUUUUUAAUCAGCUCUAUAUCAUUCAAUUAUGAAAAAAAUCUUUGAUUUGUCUUUUCUUAAGAUCUUGCAAAACUAUUCAAACUGCUGAAGCAAAUCCCUUGUGGACUUAUUGCCAUGGUUACAGAACUGGAAGAACACAUUACCAAAACAGGUAUGGAAAGUGACUACUGGUACAUUGUAAUUUAAUUUAACACUUUGAUGAGAAAAAAUGGUGAAAGUUACAUUAUGUAGGGUUUCAAGUCUUUGUUUUCUUUCCAAUUUUGGUCUUUGAUCUUCUCUGCUUUUAUUUCUUUGUUUUUUUUUUACACCCAGUGAUGUUAGUAACAUUUUUAGUGUUAAGUCAUUCAACUACAUGUAUCACUUAAGAAAUAAGGAAUGAUUUCAUUUAAUACUGUAUAUUACAGGAAACAUGUGAGGUACACUGUACUUUGGACCACAUAUAAUUAUUGUGGUCUAGAUUAGACAGUAUUAAAGUCAAAGACAAACCUAUACAAUCUUUUAAGUCCAGCAUGCAAUGCAUCAACCUUGUAGAUCUUUCCAUUUAGCUCCUGUAAAUAUUGCUUUUAGAAUUUUAGGAAUUUUCCAAUAUAGUAAAUUUUUUAGUAGGGUGAACUCCAUAAUUUUAAAUUCUAAAUGUUUACGAUUUUUUUGCAUUUUAUGCAUGGGAUUUUAUCAAUAGUUUUCUUCAAAAUCAUUAUUUGCUAAACGAUACAGAAUGUUCAUGUUGCUCUAAUGUUCUUGUUUUCUUCUUGUUUUUUCUUUUCUUACCUUUUUAGGUCUCCAGUCCAUUAAAUCAAUCAAAUUUGAAAAUGUAAGUAAAUAGGAAAAUAAAUCUUGAUGCUUUAACCGCAGCAGGAUUAGCUCAGUUGGUAGCGUGUUUGACUACAGAGUGGAAGGUUGUGGGUUCCUGGGGCCGGAUCAUUACUUAGGGUCUUAAAAUAACUGAGAAAUGAAAGUACUCCCUUUGCACUGCAAGCCGCUAGACCUUUGUGUGGCUCUGAUCACCACAUAGAAUGGCGGUCCCGUCUCCAGUUGGAGACGUAAAAAUAGUUUCCCCAAAAUAGUAUUUCUCGUGCUAAAUACCUUGACACUCAAAUAAAGUGCUUUUUUUUGUAUUUAAUGGAAGUGCACUAAGCUGUUCUGGUUAGUUUACAGGAACUCCACAUAAUUUUAAUUGGUUGUUAAUUAUUGCAAAAGUAAAAAACAAACUAUAAGAAAAACCUUUUCAGAGCAUGAGUGACCCACAUGUGGAAACUCAUCCAGGAUUUAAGAGGCUCUGUUAGGGCAAAAUUCCUACGACUGACAUGGAUUUGAAACAGUGACACAGGACAGCAAAAAAUAAUGGUGACAAACGACACAAAGAUAGGUUGAAACUGCGACAAUGACAGACAAAAGCCCAAAUACAAUAGUAAAAUACCGACGGCAGUGACAUGGCUUCCUCCUCAAUAUACGAAACAACAGGUUUUAGAAUUCAGACUGGGGACAUAAUUAUGAUGUAACCACCCUAAGAAGGCCUUGUUUAAACCCUAAGCAUGUUGGUGGGAGACAAGACCUAGCAGUCAUGUAAUGAGAGAGAUAAUGAAAUGAAUGAAAGACAUAGCAGUCACGUAAUGGCUAAGUACUCAUUAGUUUGCUCUAAUAUCCAUUUGUAGGGUCCACAGCAGUAUAUAGAUGAAUUACUAGGUAUCCAUAGGAAAUUCUCUGAACUUAUCAAAGAUACAUUCAAGGAUGAUGCAGCUUUUGUGUCUGCUUUAGACAAGGUAAAGAAGUCAUGUACUUGCACAAAUGUAGUGCCCAGUGAAUAGGUGCGGUUAGGUCUGUGAUAGAAGUCAAGAUUAUGAUGAAAGUUGUGUUCUUUUUUUUCAAGGGCUCUGUAAGGUUCUAAUUAUUGAUUGAUUUGUUUAUUGUACUUUUAGUUAGUAUUUACUGACAGUGAAUUCAAUAGAUACAACCAACAAUCAUAAUGUCUUUCAGUGUCCCGAUGUUUACAUGUGCAUCAGGAAACAAUUAUUUGGGUUUCCUUUUUAGUAUUAAAAUAAUACAUGAUGAUCACUUCAGAGUGAUGCUUUUAAAUAAUUUUAAUAAUUGAUGUUAAUACUAUUUGUAUGUAGAUGAAUUUUAGAUUGUAUAUAUAUCAAAAAAAUCAUUAUAUUACUAAUUGUUUGUACGUAGAUAGAUAAUCUAGGAAUAGUAAUUUCUAAUUAUUGUUGUUAUUUUUUUUGUCUUUAUUGUUUUUACUUUCACGCGUGUUUUAACGAGUUUUUAUCUUUUCUAGAUGUAGGGUGGGUAAAUAAAAUAUUGUACAUUUUAUUGUAUUUUUACUGUAUCGGCCUUCAGCCAUGAUUUUUCUUGUCAUUAUUGAUUUUAAUAGCUUUCCAAAACCUUUAAAAUUAUUUUUUUCUUUUGCAGGCCUGUGCAACUAUAGUGAAUUAUAAACAUGAUCCAAGGCGGUCUUCAAAAUCACCAGAACUGGUAAAUAUCAAUACAAUAACUGAGUAAUUUCUCACUGAUCACGCCACACUGAUUGGUCAUGAGCUAUAGUCUGUGAGAGUAUAGACUGUCCAUUUGUUAAAUGGUCAGUAAUAAAUUAAAAGUGUUGAAUAAAAUAAUAUGGCUGACCUAGAUUUAGUAUUGCAAAAAUAACAAUUUUAUACAAGAGUAGUAAAAAUCCUUUCUUUGUUGAGGACAUCAUGUUGCAUUCCUCUAGCUGGUCAAAAUUUGUAUACCAUCACUAUUCAUUGGUUUUUAAAACAGUUUGUUUGUCACUUAAUGCUUUUUUUUCUUGUUAUAGCUCGCUAAAUAUUGUGACUCCAUACUAAAGAAAAGCACAAAGAAUCUUAGUGAUGCAGAAUUAGAUGAAAAGCUUAGUGAUAUUGUAAGUGAAUUACUGAGGGAAAAAACUCUCUCAUUUCCAAGAAAUAUAACCAUUUUCCAGGACUGGAAGUAGAAUCGUCUGACAAGGAAGGAGGACGAGGCAGCAUGACUGAGUGAUUAGAGCGCUGGACUUGUUAUCUGGACUCCCUGAGUUCAAAUCCCAUGCUGACCGCUAGCUGGAUUUGUUCUUGGUAGUCUUGAGUUCAAAUCCUCGGCCACACUUGUAAAUAGCCAACUUGUUUGCCUCCUACCUGUCAGGAUUCUUAACCUUGUUGUUUUCUGUUUGAAUUUAUUUGUUUCAUUAUCCCUGAAAAGCUCCGUAAGGUAGACUGUUCACAGUCCCCUAUUUUUUCAUGAGAUCGUCGAGGCCCUCUUGAUUUUCAAAUGUACCGAGGGGGGCGGGCGUCGGGGAUUAUUGUUGUAGAUUAUACAAUGUAGUUUCCUCCCAAACCGCCCCGCCCUCUAAGUAGUUUUGACACUCAUACAAGAUGGCAGCCCUUAAAGCAAAGCGCUCGAUCUUGAUAAUCUUAGGGAAAAAUAGAGGACUGUGAAAAGUCUACCCGUAAGGGGACAGGAUAAUUAACUGAUUAUUAUCAUUAUUACUUCCUUAACAAGAUUUGUGACGAUGAUUGUUUCCCCUGGUCGCUCCAAAUCUCAUUUCAUUGUAAUAACAUGAAUCACAAUUUAGAACUUAAUUGAUGUUUGUCUUUUUCCUCCUGCAGAUAAUUAUUUUUAAAUAUAUUGAUGACAAGGAUAUUUUUCAAAAGGUAAUGACUGAUUGCUCUUUGUGUAAUUCUAGAUAAGUGCAGUGGAAUAUAAUACAUCUGGUUUACCCUCUGUGCAUGGCAGGUGCAAUCCCCUACCCCUUUCGAAACUUGCUAUGCGGGCUACAUGCAUCUGGUUUUGUUGUUGUUUUUUUUUCUCAACAUUAGCCCUUUAAGUCCCAAUAGUGACCAACAGCAAUUUUCUCCUAACAAUAUCCAUACAUUGUCAAGAGAUAAGGUUGUGAGAAUAUAAAAAAUGAUCACGAAAGAGAAAAUGCCUUGAUGUUUUAUUAAAUUCUCUCAACUAAUUCUUAAAGGAAAUGUAUGGAGAUGAGUUUGGAGAAUUUGUAUGUGGAUACUGGGGCUUAAAGGGUUAAAUGUAGUUCAUGAACUAGCAGAGUUUAAUUAUUUACACUGCAGUAAUUCCUGUAACAUUUUUGAAGAAAUAGGCCCUUUUAGAGGCUGCAGUGUUGAUCCUUUGUGAUGAAUGCUAAUAUGAUAAAUUUAUCCUUCUGUUUAGUUCUACUCUAAAAUGUUAGCAAAAAGGCUCAUUCAUACACUGUCCGUUUCAAUGGACGCUGAAGAAGGAAUGAUCAGCCGAUUGAAGGUAAGCUGCCACAGCAUCGCGUUAACAGUGUCUUAUGCUAAGCCUCUACCAGGUAAUAGGACGCGCGUGAUCUGGCAAAGAGGGCGGCGGCGGCGGGCAAAAAGAGCCCCUGCGCGUUUUUCGCAUCAGUUUUCACAAUCUUUGUACAUUUUCAUCUUGGAGCUUGUGAAUAGACCACUGAAUGAUAUCCAUCUGAGAUUGGGUGGGAGGAGGGGGGCGGGGAGGGGGUGUGCUUUGUACCACAGUACUACAAGCCCACCCACUUUGCAGAACCACACCCCUAAUCCCCGCCCCUCCCUCCAAUUUCCACUUAUGUCGUUCGUUAUGUAAUUUUCGUGUCAUUUCUGUCCAGUUUGGUGUGAAAAGCAAACCAGGCCUGCCAUUUCGAACUAACAUCAAUUCAAUGAAGGCCACUUAACUUGUUUGUUGUUGUGUUUGUUAUUGCAGCAUGCGUGUGGUUAUGAAUAUACAAACAAGCUUCAUCGUAUGUUUACAGAUAUCAGCAUCAGCUCAGAUCUGAAUUCUAGUUUUAAUGAUUUCCUUUCCAAAGCCAAUGCUUCCCUUGGAGUUGGUUUUAGUCUUUUCGUGUUACAGGUAAGUGUUUACUUUUGCUUCCCUGUUCAAUACCGAAUGAAUGCCUGAACUUUAAAUGAAGUAAAUAGCAAGCUAAAAAUAUAUUAUCCGGUGCGGAGGAACAUUAAUGGUUGGCACAGGCAUACCAGUAAACCUCCUACACCCCUACCCUACCCUGGGUACCAGAGGAUUUCUUCUGCGCCGACCGACAGAUGUUCGGAAGGCCGAAGACACGUGCGAAGACUUGACCGAAACCGGAAACUGCGCGUCAAAAAUCGCUGGUACCCAGGAUAUUACACAAUUAGCAGCGCUUCCAAAUAAGCGCUGCGCUUAGAAGCAAAAAUAGUAAAAAGCGCCAUGACAAAAAGUGGAAAAUGCCAAGGUACUCUUUCGAGUAAAUAUGGGAUGACCGUUUCUUCUUGCCCCUUUAAAGAAAGUGAGAUUUAUUUACGUCUGUAGCUCGAAACCUGAGGCUGACCAGUGCUAAUCCUCCCCCCGCUCCUUUUCUCCAUCAGUGCUUUGUUUUUCGGAUACUGUAAAUCCUGUAUUAAGCUCCCCCGUGGGGGGCUUAUUUGUCUCAAGCCCAUUUGAAGGGGGGCGAUUAAUAGAGGAGGGGGUGGCUUAUUUAAUUUAGAAACGAUGAUGGUAUCAGUUCUUUAUAAAGAACUAGAAUGCAGAUUGGAAUAGGUUAAGGACAAGAAGGUUUAGGUAAUGCAGCCGAGGAUCAAAAUCAAAUCCGAACUUCCAGUUGGUGAAUAAACCAUCCCGGAUCAGUCCACAGGAAGGUUUUCAGUCGUGAUUGAUUAAUACAGUCUACCAUUUAUUAGUGAAGAAUAAUUAGGGGAGGGAAGGGGAGCUUGUUAACUUUCUUCCCCUGAAAAGGAGUGGCUUAUUUUAGAAGGGGGGCCGGGGGAGGGGUGCUUUAUAGAGGAUGUACGGUAUUUAAAGCUGGUCUCAGGUCACAAUGGGGAACUCUCGCACAGAACGCCGCGCAUUUUUCAACUAUGCCAAUCCUUGCUCCUGUCAAAUGCGCUCGAGAUAAAUAAACCCCGGAGUGGCUUAAUCAAUGAUUUACUGCAAGAAAGACAAAUACACGAUCUAACAACAAGCCAGGUAACGAAAGCUCGCAAAGACUGUGUAUGUAGACUUGAUGCAUUGUUCUGUUUAAUUUUUAGUCCGGUGCUUGGCCUCUUGGUCAGACGACUGUUUCGCCGUUAUCCAUACCACAGGAAUUAGUCAAGUCUGUUCAGAUGGUAAGUUGCUUUACUAUGUCCGCUUAAAGGAGCUGUGUCACGAAAUUCAGCCAAAUUAGGAAAUUACAAAAUGCCCGUUACAUUAAGAGAAACAUAAAAAUAACCGGUUAAAACUUUAAAGGAAGGUUCAAAUAACAUAACAGAAACAACAGAUGCCACGGAUGGGCAAAACUGAAGAAGAUUGAAACGGAUUGAAAUUAUGGUUUUUGAAAACUGUUAAGCCUAACAGUUUUUCAAAGUUGAUGCCUGCUGCUUGCAACUUCAAAAAUAAUGCUCAGAAGACAUACUUGUUUGUCUCGGAUCUCUGAUUUUGUCAUUUACCUGUGAUUUCUUUGCUUACUUUAAGUUCCAUAGCGAUUGAGGGCGAGUGAUUGGCAAAUUUAAACAAAAUGAAGUGGACUGCCGUGACACAGCCCCUUUAAGGUCUUUCACCUGAUUGUCUUGGCGCCGAUGCCUAAGUAUUAAUUUUUAUGCCUUGAUAUUAUUUGCAGUUUGAACAAUUCUACAAUGGAAGAUUUAAUGGUCGCAAGCUUACAUGGCUCCAACACCUGUCUACUGGUGAGUAGUAAACCUUGUUUUCAGCUCAAAACCUUUUCAUUUGAAUGGCUGAAUAUUUAUAGUUCCUGCUCUCAAGAGUUACCUUUCAACUGACCAAAACCAACCCACUUUUGACUCUGAAGAUGACGUCUGCGCAGGUUGUCGAAACGUCAGUAGCAGCUUAUGGUAGUUCUUUUCAGGACACUCAUCUAGAUAAUCAUUUUCCACGUCUUGAGUCCCCUCCCUGUUGAAUCAACCACUAAAUUAGCCCCCAGCGUAAGUCGAACAUUAAAGUAAGUUAUGUUACGCUCAUUACCCUGUAGGUGAGAUCAAAGUCAGUCACCUCAAGCGUCCCUACAUUAUCACAGUCACAACCUUCCAGAUGUCGGUUAUGUUACUGUUUAAUGACAAGGAAAGCUUAUCUUUUAGGUAAGUCAGUACAUAAUGCUAAAGCCCCGGCUUUGACAUGUGGAAGACUUGAUUGAAGUUAAUGAAAACGUCAAAUCUCGGAUAUCAGUAGACCCUCGUUCAAGUCUUGUCGUCGCAGUGUCUGCUGCGACAAGAAACUUUUGACCCAAAGAAUAAGGAAGCAGGAUAAAAAGUUAACCCUUGGUUAACGUUUAUCGACCUUCAAACAGGAGGGCCCAGGCCCCACUUGCUUAAAAGAUGGAUAACACUAUCCACUGGAUAUGAAUAGCACAUAGAGGAUAUUAGAUGGCCGCUUGGAGAUACGAAAUUUCUCUUCUCGUUUUGAAAAAUAUUCGAGUGAAAGCGGCCAUGUAAUGUUCUAUUUAUUAUAUAAACACCAAUGAAAUACCAAACCAUUUCAAUUAUAUAGUUUUUUGGUGUGAAAGGCGCGAUUUAUUAUGUAGCCAUAGCAACGGUGAUAUUUUCACAUGUGAAGAUAACACGUUAUUUUUACAUGUGAAGAUAUCAAGUUUUCGCGCGAAAGCUCACCUGGUAUUUGAUUGGUGUUUAUAUAAUAAAACUGGUUAUCCAAUACCUAUCCGCUAGACAGUGAUUCAUCCACGUUUCCGUCCCGGCAAGUUUACCCGGGACUCAUUUAGUAUCAACUAUUUCGAUUGUUUUUGAUUGAUUGCUGUCAAAACCGCUCAAUCAUUGUCUCUUUUGUUUCAGUGACAUUCAAGAACAGACCCAACUUGUAGAAAAAGAAUUAGUUAGAACAUUGCAAUCCCUGGUGGAUGUGCGACUUAUAGCUAUGUCCGAGGUAAGAAUACCUUCUCCAUUCUAGUAGCUUUGCUAAGGCGUAGUUGUACUGUGUUUUGUAAGUCUCUUAGCGAAUAUUAGGCAAAACUACACAAACGAGACCAAACAAAAUCACCGCGAUUCCAAAACGGCUUGUCCAAAGCUGGUAUGCCAUUGAAAGCCUCUUCUGCUUCAUUGAUUUGCGCGCCGAUUGUACUACAUUCCUCUUUUUUUUUCUCCUAGGGGUCUGAUCCUACAAGGUGUACAUACUCUUUGAACAUGGACUUUUCUAGCAAAAGGACGAAGCUAAAAAUAACAACAGCAGUACAGAGAGAAACUCCACAGGUAUCGUUCAUUGAUUUGGCUGAGAAAUGAAACGAAUUUUAAAAUGCUAUUUAUUUAUUUAUCUCUCUAUUUAUUUAUAUAGUCACUCAGUCAGUCAGUCAGUUAGUUUGUGUGUUGGCUAGUUGUUUCGUUGGUUGGUUGGCUGGUAAGUCAGAACGUUAGUAAGCAAGCUAGCAAGUUAGUAGCUUAGCGAGGUAGUCAUUCGGCACUCCCAUCCAUGUAUACAGUUUCAAAACCUCUCCAAGUCGCUCUUUUGAUCUUAGUUUGCUCGCCAGCUCGUUACCUUGCUCCUGUCUUGUUCUUUUAGUGUUUUAACCAUGGUACUGAAAAGUGAAAGCUAUAGAAAUGAAAAUAACAAUCAAAUGGUGGAAAACAGUUAAAACGGAAACACAAAGUGAUCUUUGCGGCACGGGGGCUUGUAAUGGUUACUACUUUUUUUUCAAAAACUCCUUCCAACCAACCUGUACUCCAUCUCCAACGAAAUGUGCUUAAUAAAGCUUUGAUGGUUUGUUUCCCGCAGAAUUUCAGUCGGUUGUCUUACCAUCCCUGUUUUCUUUCCUUUUCUUUUCUUUAUCAUUAUCUUUAUCCCUUUUUCUUGAACCAGGACACAGAGCAGACGCUUUCAUCCGUUGAUGAAGACAGGAAAAUGUACCUACAGGUGAGUAGAUGUCCAUGGUUCAUUUACUUCGUUUGUGUGGACCCUGGGUCUUUUCACCCUAAAACCUUAAACGGUAAAUCCUCUCUUACCUUUUUAUUCUUACGUUUUGGUUUGUUUGUUGAUUUGUUUGUUUUUUAAUUUAUCGAUUGUGUAGGCUGCCAUUGUGAGAAUUAUGAAAUCCAGGAAAGUACUGAAGCACAAUUCCCUCAUACAAGAGGUAAAACCACCGAGUUGCUAGUCAGUGAUAUCAGUGUCAUUUAUUUCACCCGAGUUACAAGUAUCAUUUAAGCAUUAGUCAAUUUGACAACAACCACAGUACUGCGAAAAUAGCGUCCCAAGUCAUUUAGUUAAAUUGCCUGAGAAAAACUUAGGCACCCGUUCAAAAGGCACAUACAAUGACGUUACUAGCCUGCGUCCCAGCCAGCCCACCCACUCGUCUAAACCCGUUGUACGGAAGGUUUAGAGCGUCUGCGACGCAGGCAAUGACGUUAACCGACUCAUUCAUUCUAGAGAUUUUAAUGUUCUAUCAAUUUGAUUGUUUUUGGUGUUGCGAAUGGUUGCGGUAACCAAAUGACGUAAUACAAAAGAUGAAACGACACUGACUAACACCCACACGACAGCACAAAAGCAUACCAACAAUAGCUUCCCCAGUUCCAAGAAACACCCGUCAAUCUUGGGAGACGGUUACUACUCUCGGUUGCAUCUAAGCGUGUACACGAGACAGAAAAGACAUGUUCUAAUAGGGUGCCAGGCAUGACGUGUUUUGCCGCCAAACAUUUCAAGUUUGACAGCCGUUAAAGCAAACUGUCGCGCCAAAGGUAAGUUGAUGACAUGUUUUUGAUGAGCGUGUUCCGCUCAUUUCAUUUUCCUCAACUUUUAGGCAUAUUUGUCGCUCAGAAACAGCACACUUGCCUCCAGAAAUUGUUAUUGACGUCUAAAAAUUCUCGCAAAGAAUAUUUUGUGAAGUAUAUAUGAAAUAAUCCAAUUUGGAGUGCGGUUGUAGAUGAAAGUGAAGAAUGAUCAUCGCAGUAAAUUUUCCAAUUAAGCAAUUGGAAAGAAGAAGCCUGAAAAAACUCAGGGCUUCCUGUUGAAGCCCUGAGUUUUUUCAGGCUUCUUCUUUCCAAUUGCUUAAAGAAUAUUUUGUAGAGCGAAAACAAAUCAAGUCGACAUCAGCCGCCUACCCCAGACGUGGAAUGUUUGGCGGCAAAACACGUCAUGUUUGCACCCAGUUAGAGCGUGUUCUUUACUCACUUGCACACGCUUAAAUGCAACCGACGGUAUUAAGGGACGCGGGAUGGCGUAGUCACAAUCAAGUUAGCCUAACAUAGAGUAUAAACCGUGAACUUAUGGUUUUCUCUGUUCUCUCCGGUAAUCGUUGAAUAAUGUUUCAGUAGUGUUGAGUAAUUAUUGUUAUAUUUUAACGAAAUGUAAUUUUGAAAAUUCAGUGACGUGUAAAGUAGUACAUGUAGAUCUUAGAGGCGGCAAAGAAGCUCUGCGGUAAUGGUGAGAACGCUGUUUUCUUUCUCAUUCUCAUUUUCGAAUUUAACCCAACGUUUCUUUCUUUUUUGUACUAGGUAAUAAGUCAGUCAAGUGCCCGUUUCACUCCCAGCGUUGCCAUGAUCAAGGUACGAUAUUUUUUUUCUUGUCUUGGACAGCACCCUCCAAAUAAUCGCAUUUUGUACUCGAGGUACUUUUACAGGGGGACAAGGCUGGCGCAGUGGGGAGAACUCUCACCUUCCACCAAUAUGGCCUGUGCUUUAAUCCUGGCGUCGACGCCAUAUGUGGUUUGAGUUUGUUGUUGGUUUUCUCUUUCCCCUCUUGCAUCUUGAACGCACGGGUGUUAAGUUUCAACGAGUUUUGGUGAACUCCUAAGUGCUCCGUGGGUAAACAAAUUACAAUUAAUUAUAAUUACAUUUAAAGUUUAAAGUGCCAAUGUGGAAAUCCAAGAUGGGAAAGGAAGGCAACUUGAAAACGUUGCCCUGCCCACUUUACCCUGCCUGUCAGGCCUUAAAAACAGGACGAAAAAAUUGCUUUAUGUUAUGUGUCACCACAACCAAACUGAAGCGGGAGUUUUACCCAUUACGUACUACUAUACUACAUUACAUACUACUAUACUUCAUACUACUAUAUGAAGUACUUCUAACGCCUUGCCCUGCUAUUCCAUGGUGGCGAGUGUGCAUGUUUAUUGCAUACUUAAUUUAUUCGAUAAUCAUGGACACUCGCUACAAAAAGAAUAUCGAUUUCUCUGCGCUCGCGUUCCAUCAGACACAAUCCCCUUUUACUAUUACCAGCCAGUUACAUUGUACUUUGGAAAGUGGCAACGUGACGAAAUAAAACAACGUUCAUUAAUUUGCGAAGAAGUGCAGUCGAAGUGCCAGUUGACAGGUUCGAGUCUUCCCCAGGAAAAGAUGUUUUUGUUAAAAUUCGAGCGAUUUUAACUUUCUUUUAGAAAUGCAUCGAGGCACUGAUAGACAAACAAUACUUGGAAAGACGCGAGGGAACAAAGGAUGAGUAUACGUACAUGGCAUGACGGGAUAGCAACAAGAUGGUGAAAAUGGUGUGGAGUUUGAAGUGCAUUUGGAGAUCUCUCCCGGACAAUAGUCCACUUUCAUGGAAAAAGGCCACACAAAGUUUGUCCUGGUUUCUACGCAAGAGCAUUUCUUCAUCUCUAAAGCUGAAAGAACAACACUCUUAUUGAUAAAUUUUUAUGUGGUCUAGCAGGACUUUGCCAGCUUGGAGGCACUGGAGACAAAGCUUUCUUCGAGCUUGUCUGGAGUAAAAAUUCUGCUUUGAGGCGGUUAGUAGUUUGUUCCUAUUCGAAAAGAAACAUUUGACAUUUGACUUUGUUUGAAAUAUUGUUUCUUUCAACUGCGACAGGUCGUUCAUGAUCGAAUUUUUAAUUUUCCAAUGUACGGUAUUUCGCAUGAGUUUGUAAUAAUUAGUAAAAUAUUCAUUUUUAUAUGCUAGCUACUAAUUAAAGUGCCUGACUUAGAAAACAGUUGCUCAAUAUGUUGUCACUUGCUACAUUUUUUAUUAGUCCAUAAUACAUGUAGAUAUCCAGUUGGAGAGGACAGUAUAUUUCGCAAAAAAGAACGAUAUCAUUUUUCUGUUAUUUUGCUACGUUUUAUUUAAAAAAUAAAAUGGCCAAAGCGUGUAGUGCACUAACAUGAAACAAGAUGGGUAUAUAUUAAAACGUAUAUUAAC
Porites lobata is the source of this 20172-nucleotide messenger RNA. Lineage: Eukaryota; Metazoa; Cnidaria; Anthozoa; Scleractinia; Poritidae. The record is from the annotation of a GenBank genome assembly.